AUGCGGCCACUGCUCCAGUCUCCUUUCCGCAUGGCCACUGUAUUCCUGCUCUUCCUGGUGCCCAACGGCAAAGCCUUUAUCCGGGCAAUUUACAACCGUAACUCCACCAGCCAAGAUUUCAGUGCCCUCCCUGCACUCUUUGGGCCUCCGCUCCCCGGCAAGGGACUGACAGGUUAUCUGAUCGAGGCGACGCCUGCAAACGCCUGUCACCCUAUCGAAAGCCCGCCGGUGCCCCGCAACUCCUCCGCAGCCUUCAUCGUGCUCCUCCGUAGCUACCACUGCACUUUUGGUGCCAAGGUCCAACACGCUCAGCAAGCCGGAUACCGAGCCGCCAUCAUGCACAACAUGAACUCACAAGCUCUUGUGGAUAUGGCGAUUGGCAUGGAAGAGAUUCAGCAGUGGAUUGAGAUACCUUCUGUCUUCACUGGGGAAGCAACCUCCAAGCUCUUGAGAAAGGUUUGCCGCUCUGAUGAAGGAGCUCACGUCAUCCUGGUCCCUAAAUACUAUCACUUCGCCUGGGAGGAGGAGGAUGCUGGGAACUCCUGCCCGCGUGCUUGCAGGUGCCGGCUCCAGCUGCUGGGACACUGUUCCCAUGUCCCAAUUCUUCCAGUCUGCAGGGCAAUUAGCUUCCUGGUUGCCAUAGUGACAGGCAUCCUGCUCAUUGUGAAAGACACAAUAGGGUACCACAUCUGGAGGAAGAGGAGAAACCCACUAAGAGAGGAGCAGGGGAAGGAAUCCUCCACCAGCACGUUUAAGAGAGGCGCCAAGUACACCGAAUGUGCCAUCUGCCUGGAGAUGUAUGAAAAGGGAGACAUGCUGAAGAUCCUGUCUUGCUCCCAUGCCUAUCAUGGCAAAUGCAUAGACCUGUGGCUCUUAACCCAGACCAGGAAUAAGACCUGCCCUCUCUGCAUGCAGAGGGUGACGGUGGCAGCAGAAAGCCCUGACUUGGACAUAGAGGGAUGUAUAGAGGAGGAGAGGGAGGAGGAAGAUGGGCACAACAGGGAGGGGCAGUAA
Messenger RNA from Terrapene triunguis (Three-toed box turtle), 1014 nucleotides. RefSeq names its product E3 ubiquitin-protein ligase RNF167-like. Gene Ontology annotation, cellular component: cytoplasm; nucleoplasm. The transcript has a single exon. Lineage: Eukaryota; Metazoa; Chordata; Testudines; Emydidae. The coding region runs from base 1 to 1014 and encodes 337 amino acids. Gene Ontology annotation, molecular function: ubiquitin protein ligase activity. Gene Ontology annotation, biological process: ubiquitin-dependent protein catabolic process; positive regulation of DNA-templated transcription; protein ubiquitination. The record is from RefSeq and is a predicted model, not a curated record.